Coregonus clupeaformis (lake whitefish) is the source of this 2425-nucleotide messenger RNA. RefSeq names its product carboxypeptidase X (M14 family), member 1a (gene cpxm1a). The transcript has 13 exons. Gene Ontology annotation, molecular function: metallocarboxypeptidase activity; zinc ion binding. The record is from RefSeq and is a predicted model, not a curated record. The coding region runs from base 38 to 2299 and encodes 753 amino acids. NCBI's taxonomy places the organism in Eukaryota, Metazoa, Chordata, Actinopteri, Salmoniformes, Salmonidae. Gene Ontology annotation, biological process: proteolysis.
AGUUUUUGCGCCUCUGUGUUUUACGCGCAGAGAGAGAAUGGCCAGGAUAUUGUGCAUUUUGUCUGUAGUAAUUUUUGUCGUGAAAACUGACGAUGUCAGCGAAUUUAAUGCAACUAUAACAGCCGUGAACGUUACAUUUAACUCUACUGUUAACAGAACGAUUGCUUUUAAAACGACAACUGCGUUCUCGUUAUUCUCCCCCACCACCACAGUCAAUAACACAGGUUUGGGAAAGAAAAAUCUGGGAAAGAAAAAUCUGGGAAAGAAAAAUGUAGAAGACAAGCGCAUCGAUCAAGACGAGGAUGGAAAACGUGAAACCAAGAAUGGCACAGCAGAUGCAAAGAAAGGACCUGACUGUCCUCCACUGGGUCUGAAGUCACUGAGGGUUGAUGACAGCCAGUUCAAGGCUUCAUCCUACCUGCGGAUGGGCCUUGGCCCUCAUAGGGCAAGGCUCAAUAUACAGUCAGGUAUCGAGGACGGAGACCUGUACGACGGUGCGUGGUGUGCUAAGUAUGAGGACCAGAACCAGUGGCUGCAGGUGGAUGCUCUGCGCCCCACGCUGUUCACAGGAGUCAUCCUGCAGGGACGUAACUCCAUCUGGAGCUGGGACUGGGUUGAAACCUACAAAGUGCAGCUGAGUAACGACUCAGAGACCUGGAAGACCUGCAUGAACGGCUCAGAGGAGGCGGUGUUUGUUGGAUCCCGAAAUGAACCCGAGACACCCUAUCUGGCCCUGUUCCCUCAGCCCGCGGUGGCUCGUUGGAUCCGCAUCAACCCCCAGACCUGGUACUGGAAUGGGACCAUCUGUCUCAGAGCAGAGGUACUGGGAUGCCCCCUCCCAGAUCCAGACAACGUUUGGCAACACCUCUCUGAGAAACGGUCUGGUUCUAAAGAUGACCUGGACUUCAGACACCACAACUACAAGGAGAUGAGGAAGCUGAUGAAGGCUGUGCAUGAGGAAUGCCCUCGUGUCACUCGUAUCUACACCAUUGGAAAGAGCUACACCGGACUGAAGCUCUACGUCAUGGAGAUCUCUGACAACCCUGGAAAACAUGAACUGGGUGAGCCAGAGUUCCGCUACGUGGCAGGUAUGCAUGGGAAUGAGGUGGUGGGCAGAGAGCUGGUGCUGAACCUCAUGCAGUACAUCUGUCGGGAGUUUAGACGGGGAAACAAACGCAUCGUCCGUCUGGUGACCACCACACGCAUCCACCUGCUUCCAUCUAUGAACCCUGAUGGAUAUGAAACAGCCUUCGAAAAGGGGUCGGAGCUGGCAGGUUGGGCUCUGGGACGCUAUAGCUACGAGUGGGUCGAUAUGAACCACAACUUCCCCGACCUGAACAAUAUCAUGUGGGACGCCAAGGAGAAUGACACGGAGACGGUUAAAACCGCCAACCACUACAUCCCUAUACCAGAGUACUACACUAAAGAGGAUGCCUUCGUGACCCCAGAGACACGUGCGGUCAUCAACUGGAUGCAGGAUAUCCCCUUCGUCCUGAGUGCCAACCUCCACGGGGGAGAACUGGUGGUCACCUACCCCUUCGACUGCACCCGGGAUUGGGCGCCUCAGGAAAAUACCCCUACGGCUGACGAUAGUUUCUUCCGCUGGCUGGCCACGGUCUACGCCUCCACCAACCUGGUCAUGGCCAACCCUGAUAGGAGGAUCUGCCACUCUGAAGACUUCCAACAGCACAACAACAUCAUUAACGGAGGAGCCUGGCACACCGUCCCUGGGAGUAUGAAUGACUUCAGCUACAUGCACACCAACUGCUUCGAGGUGACGGUGGAGCUGUCGUGUGAUAAGUUUCCUCACGCCAGCGAGCUUUCUACAGAGUGGGAGAACAACAAGGAGUCUCUGCUGGUCUACAUGGAGCAGGUUCACCGAGGCAUCAAGGGAGUGGUGAGAGACAAGAUGACAAGGAAAGGCAUUGCAGACGCCAUUGUCAAAGUGGAAGACCUGGACCAUGACAUACGAUCAGCGGCUGAUGGGGACUACUGGCGUCUGUUGAACCCAGGGGAAUACAAGGUGACGGUGUGGGCGGAGGGAUACUUUCCCUCCAUGAGGCGGUGCAGCGUCGGGAACGAAGCGCGCCUCACCAUCUGUGACUUGACCUUGGUCAAGACGCCCCGGCAGAGGAUGAAGGAGAUCCUAGCCAAAGGGGGGAGGUUACCCCAGGAUCUGCAACUGAAGCUGAGAGCACUGAGACUCAGGAAGCUGAGAGCCUCCACCAAGGCCAUCAACCAGCGGAGGGAGCGCAGCCGCAAGGCCAGGGCACCGCGCCCUCUCACACCCCUGGCCUGAGAGACAGGGGACAGACUGAGGCUGCUUCACAAAUGACACCCUACUCCCCAUUGGACUCUGGUCAAAAGUAGUGCACUGUAAUGGAAAUAGGGUGCCAUUCUCUGGUCCAAAGUAGUGCACUAUAUA